AUGUCAGACAUGAUGCCACCACGUUCCCCAGAGCCAGACAACCUGGCUCUUGCAGUGUCCGCCCCGGAUAAUACGGAGGAGGCAGGCGCCACCUUCGAGUCGGAUGCAUCAUCCGACUCGCCAGAAUAG
This is a messenger RNA of Peronospora matthiolae, 129 nucleotides long. NCBI's taxonomy places the organism in Eukaryota, Oomycota, Peronosporomycetes, Peronosporales, Peronosporaceae. The record is from the annotation of a GenBank genome assembly.